This is a messenger RNA of Dovyalis caffra, 1707 nucleotides long. The record is from the annotation of a GenBank genome assembly. NCBI's taxonomy places the organism in Eukaryota, Viridiplantae, Streptophyta, Magnoliopsida, Malpighiales, Salicaceae.
AUGUCAGAGUUGGAUUCUGGCUCAGUUGAAGAUGUAAGAAGUAUCGACUUGGAGCAGGCUGAUUUUUGUUCUGACGAUGGUGGUACUGACAAGAAAGUCAAGGUUGUGCAUGAAAAACCGAUUGACUUUACCAAAAUUGACACGAACCUGCUUCCAACUGUCAUUAUUGUUGGGCGUCCUAAUGUGGGGAAAUCAGCUUUAUACAAUCGGCUGAUUCGGAGGCGGGAAGCUCUUGUGUAUAACACACCAGCUGAUCAUGUUACUCGAGAUAUAAGAGAAGGCAUUGCAAAACUGGGUGAUUUGCGGUUUAGAGUGUUGGACUCAGCUGGCUUAGAAACAGAAGCAGCUUCAGGUUCUAUUCUUCAGAGGACAACUAGCAUGACUGCAAAUGUGCUAGCAAGAACUCAAUUUGCAGUAUUUUUGAUAGAUGUGAGAGCUGGAUUGCAUCCAUUGGAUAUGGAGGUUGGGAAGUGGUUACGCAAACAUGCACAAGGAAUCAAUCCUAUAAUUGCAAUGAAUAAAUCCGAAUCACUUUGUGAUGGUGUUGGCUCUAUUGCUGAUGCUGCUGAUGAAGCCCGCAUGCUAGGAUUUGGGGAUCCUAUCGCUAUUUCUGCUGAGACAGGACUGGGUAUGACAGCACUCCAUGAUGCUCUUCAGCCUUUGAUUGAGGAUUACAUGCUCCAAGUUUUAAACAAUAAUUGCGAUCAAAACAAUGGGUGUGCCACCAGUAAUGUUGAUGAUGUUGCUGGUGAAGUUGAUGAGUCCAAGUUACCAUUACAGUUAGCAAUCAUAGGACGACCAAAUGUUGGAAAGUCAACCUUGUUGAAUACUUUGUUACAAGAAGAACGUGUGCUGGUGGGUCCAGAGGUUGGUUUGACUAGAGAUUCUGUCAGAACUCAGUUCGAAUAUCAGGGAAGAACUAUAUAUCUGGUUGACACUGCAGGUUGGUUGCAAAGAACAGGUCUAGAGAAAGGACCAUCAUCAUUGAGUGUGAUGCAAUCAAGAAAGAAUUUGAUGAGGGCUCAUGUUGUUGCUUUGGUACUUGAUGCUGAAGAGAAGAUUGCAAAAUCCAGACGUAGUAUGACACAUGCUGAAGUAGUUAUAGCAAGAAGGGCAGUGGAAGAGGGCCGUGGCUUGGUCAUUAUUGUGAACAAGAUGGAUCUUCUAAAAGGGAAACGAAAUUCAAUGUUGUUUGACAAGGUCAUGGAAGCUGUUCCUUUAGAAAUUCAGACAGUUAUACCUCAGGUCACAGGAAUACCAGUCGUAUUCACUUCAGCAUUAGAGGGCAAGGGCCGGAUUGCUGUCAUGCGUCAGGUCAUUGAUACAUAUGAAAAAUGGUGCUUAAGGUUGUCCACAGCCCGGCUUAACCGUUGGUUGCGUAAGGUUAUGAGCAGGCAUUCCUGGAAAGAUCAGGCAGCGCAACCCACGAUCAAGUAUUUCACCCAAGUGAAGGCCCGUCCACCCACUUUUGUUGCCUUCACGAGUGGGAAGACACAGCUUUCAGAUACAGACAUCAGGUUCUUGACGAAGUCUUUAAAGGAAGAUUUCGACUUGGGGGGAUCCCAAUCCGAAUCAUGCAACGGUCUGUUCCUAGAAAGGCUGGCGGUAGCGGUAGCGGUAGCAAAAGCACCCCUUCUGCAGGCAGGAUGGCUGAAAGGAUCUUGUCUGACAAAAGAACUGCCUAUGCUUAAUAUGGAACAGUCCUAG